Messenger RNA from Rotaria sordida, 339 nucleotides. The record is from the annotation of a GenBank genome assembly. NCBI's taxonomy places the organism in Eukaryota, Metazoa, Rotifera, Eurotatoria, Philodinida, Philodinidae.
AUGACAUCACUUUCAGCAGUCGAACUUGUAAAAACUUGUAAUCAAAACGAUGAAAUUCAAUCUGAAUCAUCCAAUCGAACAUCAUCUCAUUCAUUAGCAGCUACAUCAGUUCCAACAUAUAAUCGAGCAACUAAUACAGUAACUCUCCAACCAAUAACAACAUUAAAUACAAAUAUACAAUUUAAUGAUAAUGAUUGUAGAAAUGAAGACGGAGAACAUCUUCUUAGUUUACAUUAUGAUUCUAAUCGAUCAAAACAAGGAAAAUUAUUACUUUUUUCAAAUAUUUUUCGUCUUUUAGUCAUUUGUGUUCUUGCACCAAUUAUUUAUUUUUUAGUUUAA